Paramormyrops kingsleyae is the source of this 1890-nucleotide messenger RNA. Lineage: Eukaryota; Metazoa; Chordata; Actinopteri; Osteoglossiformes; Mormyridae. The record is from RefSeq and is a predicted model, not a curated record.
UGCUGUCUUAACGUGAUGUUUGUAGUUUGUUUUGAUUUUGACCUUAUUGUUUUAAUGUGCUCUAUUGGAUCUUAAAUUUCAACUUUUUAUAUUGGGCAGGUCUCUCUUUUAAAAGAGAUUUUUAAAAUCAGUGAGACUCACCUGGUUAAAUAAAGGUUAAAUGAUAAUGCAGAAAUAAACACACGUGUGUUUUCUAUAUUAAUGAAAAAAUCAUAGCAGGUGUCUUCAGCAGCCACAUAAGACUGUGAGCAGGAAAACUGACUUCUGUUAAGGGAAAGUUCAGUGCAUGUGUGUGAGUGACCAUAAACAGGUCUGUAAGAUCUCAUGGACUCAUCUCCAACAUUCUGCACACUCAGAACUCGCUCGCCGACCUGUUGUUGGAGUAUCUGGAGGAGCUUGAUGGUGAAGAGCUGAAGAAGUUUAAAUGGAAACUGAGUCACACAAAGUAUAAAGAGUUAAAGCCCCUUCCCAGGGGUCAGGUGAAGGACUUGGAUAGAACAGACCUCGCCGACACGAUGAUAAGUUCCUACAUGGAAGUUGGUGCUCUUGAAGUCACACUUGAAAUCCUGAAGAAUAUGACCCUGAAUGACCUUGCUGAGAGACUGAAGGAAGACAUGCAGAUGUGUAAACAAGUAGGAAGUCAGCUGGGUGACGUAUCAGAGAAAAGGAAGCUCAUGCUGGACAGAAUAAAAUGUAACCUGAAGAAGAAAUUUGAAUGUGUAUUUGAAGGGAAAGCUAAGGAAGGACGGCCAACACUUCUCAAAGAGAUUUACACUGAACUCUACAUAACUAAAGGUGGUACUGGAGGAGUCAAUGAUGAACAUGAAGUGAGACAGAUUGAAACAGCAUCCAAGAAAAGGCAAACAGAAGAUACUACAGUCAAGUGCAAUGAUAUAUUUAAACCCUUAUGUGGGUGUGAGACACCUAUCAGAACUGUACUCACUAAAGGGGUUGCAGGUAUCGGGAAAACAGUCUCUGUGCAUAAAUUUAUACUAGACUGGGCAGAAGGAAAAGCAAACCAGGACAUUCACAUCAUAUUUGCUCUUCCUUUCCGGAACCUUAAUUUGGUUAAAGGUGAAUUCAGUCUGAUUGAACUGCUUCACCAUUUUGACCCAGAACUAAAGUUAUUUCAAUCAACUGAGCUGUUUAGGUACAAAGUCUUGUUCGUCUUUGAUGGUCUGGAUGAAUGUCGCCUUCCUCUAGAUUUUCAGAACAACGAGAGCUGGUUUGAUGUUACAAAGAAAACAUCACUGGAUGUGCUGUUGACUAACUUAAUUAACAGGAAUUUGCUUCCAUCCGCUCUCCUCUGGAUAACCUCCCGGCCAGCAGCAACCAAUCAGAUACCUCCUGAGUGCAUCGACCAGGUGACAGAGAUACGAGGGUUCAGUGAUGCCCAGAAGGAAGAGUAUUUCAGGAAGAGAUUUAAUGAUGAGAGCCUGUCUAAAAGGAUUAUCAGACAUGUGAAAUCAUCAAGGAGCCUCUUCAUCAUGUGCCACAUACCUGUGUUCUGUUGGAUUUCAGCCACUGUUCUUGAGAGUCUUUUUUGUGAGACUGACAGUGGAGAAAUUCCAAGAACUCUGACUGAUAUGUACACACACUUCCUGAUCUUUCAAGCAAGUUUAAAAAAUGACAAGUAUAGGCUCCAGACCUCUGCGACCCAGAAUAGGACAAGCUGGUACAGAAAACUGAAGGAUGGAUGGAUGAAAAAAAAUGAAACCAAACUUAUUAAACGCUUCCUUCUAAAACUUGGUAAACUUGCUUUUCAUAACCUUGAGAAAGGCAAUCUCAUAUUUUAUGAGAAAGAUCUGGAACAGAGUGACCUUGACAUCAGAGAAGCUUCAGUUUACUCUGGAGUGUGCACAGAAGUCUUUAAAGAGGAAUAUGGGUUGU